Triplophysa rosa is the source of this 2523-nucleotide messenger RNA. RefSeq names its product adenosylhomocysteinase-like 1 (gene ahcyl1). Gene Ontology annotation, cellular component: cytosol. The transcript is spliced from 17 exons. Lineage: Eukaryota; Metazoa; Chordata; Actinopteri; Cypriniformes; Nemacheilidae. The record is from RefSeq and is a predicted model, not a curated record. Gene Ontology annotation, biological process: L-methionine cycle. Bases 489 to 2150 code for a protein of 553 amino acids.
UAGAGGCAUACUCUAGGCAUUCGUGAGUGUGGUGGUGCUCAUGGGUUGUCGAUCUGGGACGGAUGAGUAGGCUGGGGGGAUCAGAGUAUCACUACAAAAAAUAGACUACACCACUGCCGACACGUUACGGUACACGCACUGUUAAGCCACGGUCCUCCUAUAAUUUCCUCUGCGUGCAGGUGUUUGACUCUACGCCCCGCCCACAGCUGAUGCUGCCGCUGACCGUCAAACGGACAGCCAAAUAUUUUAAUCUGUGAUCCAUUGCGGAUUGGGGUAAAAUGUCGUUGUUGUAAACUUCAACCGUUCGCUUUUGUUUCCUUCCCUUUCAUUUGACAGUUUAGCUCCGACUGUUUGCGCAAUCUCUCCUUCCGCUUUCUAGACACUCGGAGCUUUACAAACGCUCCGGCAGCGUAAAAGGACGAAUCCAAAGGUUACGCUAACGGAGCUACCGCGUAAAAUCAUCUGCAGUCGCGUAGAUUCACAUUGCCAUGACAGACUCUGGCGGGGAUGCGAAGGUGGAGGUGAAACAGGCCAGUAAAGAGUUUAAAGAGAGCGAAAACGUUGCCGAGAAAUACUCCGCGAUCACGGGCACCAAGAACGACGUGAACAUGAACGUCGGCGAACUGCCCGCCGCAUUCACUGCGGUCCCGACUCACAAAUCUGUCAAGAAGCAGAUUCAGUUUGCCAACCAAGAGGAAAAACAGGAGUUCAGCAAGUUCCCUACGAAGACCGGGCGACGUUCUUUGUCUCGCUCGAUCUCUCAGUCCUCUACAGACAGCUACAGCUCAGCUGCCUCAUACACGGACAGUUCAGAUGACGAGACGUCUCCCCGUGAAAAGAGCCAGGUCAACUCGAAGGGCAGCAGUGACUUCUGCGUCAAGAACAUAAAGCAGGCCGAGUUUGGCCGGCGGGAGAUUGAGAUCGCAGAGCAAGAUAUGUCUGCACUCAUUUCCCUACGCAAGAGAGCCCAGGGGGAGAAACCACUCGCUGGGGCUAAAGUGGUCGGCUGCACUCACAUCACCGCACAAACCGCAGUCCUAAUCGAGACACUAGUGGCUCUGGGCGCUCAGUGUCGCUGGACUGCAUGUAACAUUUACUCCACCCAGAAUGAAGUGGCAGCAGCUUUGGCCGAGAGCGGCGUGACGGUUUUUGCCUGGAAGGGAGAAUCAGAAGAUGACUUCUGGUGGUGCAUCGACCGCUGUGUGAACACGGAGGGCUGGCAGGCAAACAUGAUCCUGGAUGAUGGGGGAGAUCUGACCCACUGGGUGUAUAAGAAGUACCCCAGUGUGUUUAAGAAAGUGCGGGGGAUCGUGGAGGAGAGUGUCACAGGCGUACACAGGCUGUACCAGCUCUCCAAAGCCGGCAAGCUUUGCGUCCCUGCUAUGAAUGUCAAUGACUCUGUGACCAAGCAGAAGUUUGAUAAUCUGUACUGCUGCAGAGAGUCCAUCCUGGAUGGUCUGAAGAGAACGACAGAUGUGAUGUUUGGUGGGAAGCAGGUGGUGGUCUGUGGUUAUGGAGAGGUGGGAAAGGGUUGUUGUUCUGCCCUGAAAGCGCUUGGAGCCAUAGUGUGUGUGACAGAGAUCGAUCCUAUUUGUGCUCUUCAGGCUUGCAUGGACGGCUUCAGAGUGUUGAAGCUAAAUGAGGUGGUGCGCCAAAUGGACAUGGUUAUCACCUGCACAGGGAACAAAAAUGUUGUCACCAGGGAACACUUGGAUCGAAUGAAGAAUGGAUGUAUUGUCUGUAACAUGGGCCAUUCCAACACUGAGAUUGAUGUGGCGAGUCUGCGGACUCCAGAGCUCACCUGGGAGAGGGUGCGCUCGCAGGUCGACCACGUCAUCUGGCCUGAUGGGAAACGAGUCAUUUUACUGGCGGAGGGUCGGCUAUUGAAUCUGAGCUGCUCGACGGUACCCUCAUUUGUGCUGUCAAUCACAGCCACAACUCAGGCUUUAGCCCUGAUAGAACUGUAUAAUGCACCAGAAGGUCGCUACAAACAGGAUGUGUACCUGCUGCCUAAGAAAAUGGAUGAAUAUGUGGCCAGCUUGCAUCUUCCCAACUUUGAUGCUCACCUAACAGAACUGUCAGACGAACAGGCCAAAUAUAUGGGCCUCAACAAGAACGGACCAUUCAAACCAAAUUACUACAGAUAUUAGUGUGACUGGAUCAAUUCAGCCUUCAUCACAGAUGGACCUGCAUUAACCAGUGAAUAGAGAAAUUUAUUUUCUAUUAAUAUUCAUCAUUUCGUAAAGUGAAACUUGAUUUUACUGAAUGUUACUCUUAUUUAAUAGUGUUACCUACAUCCGGUGACGAAAUAUGCUCAUGUCACUAUUAGACUUAUGUGCGUCGUUAGAAUUUAUGUAUUAUAACAUUUGUUGUAAAUCAUCUUUUAACCUAAAUAUGAAAGGACCAUUGUCUAUGGCUUUAAAUAUGUGCCAAAUAUUGGUCAUAGUUACUGAUCUUAUAGGAUAAAUAAUAAUUGUUAUGUUACGUUUUUACAUGGUUAUUCCGUUCACCCACUAUAACGAC